AUGUUCUCCCUAUUAUUUGUGGUAGUUUUCGGAUAUACAAAACAUCAGAUCCAAAGGAAUCAACUAAGAUACAAAAUAUAUCAUGAAUGUCUCAGAAAAAGGGAAGACAGUUUCAGGAAGAAAAAGGAUUCCCCAGCUGCCGAAAACGUCGUUGAGACGGCCGGAACGGAUAUUAUUCUGAAUUGUCUGUCUUGGUGAGUUACGGUAACAUAUUUGUAUAAAAUAUGAUUGAUGAAGGAGGGUCAUUACGCCUGGCCUAGGUUGAUCCGCGGAUCGCUUAAAAAAUUUGAAUGUUUUAAUUUUCGCGGUGGGGCAUCUGACAAAAUUCCAUUAUGAGCAGAUUUCUGAAAUCCUUGCAAACAUCCUGAACACCCCUCAUUGGGCCUGCGUGUUUUUUGUCCCUAAUUUAAGACGUUUUUGGCAGAGUUUGAACAAAUUUUUGAAAUGUUUUCGCUUCGGGACUUGGGAAAAAUAUUUUUGGAGAAUUUGUACAAAAUUUUGAAAUUUUUUCGCUUUGGGACUACCCCUAAAUCAAUUAUUUAUCAAAAAAAUUCUAAAAAUAACAUUUGUGCCUUAUGUAAAAUAAAAUUGUAGCAUUCAGAACGAUUCUCCGCAAAAAUUCCUUUUCCCCAGUCCCGAAGCGAAAACAUUUCAAAAUUUUGUUCAAAUUCUCCAAAAAUCCUUUUCCCAAUCCCGAAGCGAAAAUAUUAAAUGGUAUCGGUGACCCGAAAUGUCGUUGACCCGACCUGUCGCGACCGAGUUGUCCCUGACCCGAAAUGUCGUUCAUGACCUAGGGCGUGAGCUAUUUCACGAUUAAUGUUCAAAAUCCUCUGAAAAUAAUGCUAUUAGUUAAUCCAGGCAGUUUUGGCACUUCAUUUAGGUAAGGCCCCAACCACACUGACGGUCACAACCUAUGAAAUCUGCCCCAAAUGAAAAGUUGCGGCACUUUUUUGUAACAGAGCUCUUUCCAGUCUAACUCCACAAGAGGAAGACGCAGUAGAGGAUCUUUGGAAGCCAAACGAAAAUGUUCUUGGUAGAAAACUAGGAGAUCUGUGGAAUAAGUUCAAAGUCUUUCUGUCCGGAAACAACGAUACUGCGGCUGAAGUUACUUAUGGUUGGGAUUACAUGCCAUUCCAACAAAGAGCGGAUUGGAAACCAGCCAUUGAUCUGACAGAGCCCAAAACUCUAACCAGAAAGGCGAUCAAAGCCUUGGAAGGGUAUGUUUAUUUAAAAUUGACAUAAGUUGGUUUAGAUUGUUCAAGACGAAGACAAAGCUAAAAAUUGGAAGUCACUUUGAAUUGUUGAUUUCUGAUUUGAAUCAGACAGACACUGGAUGGUACCGUUGUUCAAAGAGGACUCCGCAAGAAUAUAUUACAUCCCUCUACUUUGUUCAAGUUGUCAGACCUCCAAAUGUUAUAAUUGUAAGUGAAAUGCGACUUUUUUGCAGGUUUAGUUGUGGCUUACUGUAGGCCGAAAAAUUGGCUUACUGUACUUUUACCGCAAAUCUUACUGUAAGCGUACUGUACUUUUACCACAAAACUAGACAUUUUGCCGCACUAUGGAAAAUUUUUGAGAAAUCUGGGUUACUGUAACUUUGGAUCCAAAGAAUCAAUUUUUUCUUGCCUUAGGCAAAACUUUAGAAAAACGGUGUCAACAGGUAACUUGCUCAGAAUAACGAUACCAAUCCAUCCGUACCACCCCCGACUCUCUGGCAUGACUAGUUUUUUUUGACAAAUUUUGCGGUAAAAGUACAGUACGCCUACAGUAAACCCAAUCUCAAAAAAAUAGAAGUGCCAAAAAAUUUUGUUUUGUUAGUGCACUAACUGGGUUGAAUUGCAGCCCUGUAGGACAAACUUGGUAAAAAUGUGCCACCCCUGUUUUACGGUGGCUCGACUUUCUGGACAGGGUGAAAUUGGACAGAUUUUUUCGCUGCAAUCGUACGAAAUGUCACUAUUGAAUCAUCGAAUAAUUACUUUUUGCAGUGAAAAAAAUCUGUCGAGUUUCACUCUGUCCAAUUUUCGCGCUCUGUCCAAAUUAUUUCUGUCCAAUUUCCACGAAGCCGAUUUAGACUAAUCUUUUGCCAGCCCCUACCCAUGCCGGGAUGAGCGAAAAAAUGAAAAGGGGUCAGGGGGGACCUAGGUAAAUUUGCCCCUGUUCCCAGCAACGCCCCUGGCGUGUUCAUAAGCUUCAAGUGUAAUAUAAUUUUAUGUUGUCUCACUUUUUACGGCAAACCCUUUUUCUCGGUAGUGGCAGUUUUCUUUAGAGCAUGGUUUUAAUCCAAUUGAUUGUUGCAGAAACACAUUAACUCUUCCGCGAAAUCUGAGCCGUCUCUUAAGGAUCGAGAAAUUCGAAUUCCCACCUACAAACAGUUCCAUGACUAUAAUCUUGUCGCUUAUAAAAAGCAUACAGAUUGGUCACCGUGUAAUCUUUGUGGACCUACGAUUGGAGAAAGUCUGAGAAGGGUGCAAUGUUACGUGAAACCGCUUGAUAAGGUAUAAAUAUAAAUCUGUAAACAUAAACUCUUAAUUGCCAUAUCUUUCAGUUUCCAACCUCGAGUCCUUUUGCUGCAAUUUUCGAGCUAUUCGGCUCUCUUCCAUGUAAUUCGGCCCUAUUGCCACUGAGAAUUCGACGUCAAUUAAAAAAAUAUCCAGAGGUUCAGGAAUUCAAAUUUUGUAAGGUAAGGAAGAAAAAUUUAUAAUGUAACGGUUACCCUUCAUUUGGGGUAGAUCUGGUAAAAAAUAGAGUUUUUAUGGCCAUUUUGCAAAACCGUUUGACUAGCUAGUUGAUGCUAGUCAAACUUGGCAGCCAAUUUUUUGCCGUUUGACUAGCCAAUGAGUUGGAUUGGCUAGUCGCAGUAUCAGGACGCUACGGCUUUUCAGGUCAGCGACAGUUCGGGUCAGGGAUACCGUUUCUAUAGGUAAUCGAGGAUGCUAGUUUCUAAAAUCAUAUUUUAUUAGGGUUGUUAAGCUGCCGGAUUUUUUUUCAAUCUGACGUCAACUUGACGUCAAAUUAGCGUAAUUUUCCUCAUUUUGGCUAACAGGGGAAGUACCCCAAGUGCGACGCUCAGAUUUUGAUGAAACUUGGCACAAAUUUAGAAUAAUUUUUUCUAAGAUAUAUGCGAGAAUCUUAGCUCGCGCUUUGCAGAAACAACCGAGAUUUUUAGAUCGAAAGUCGGCGAAAAUUUAAGACUUUUGCCGAAUUUCGGCACUAAAAGUUUCAUGCCUAUUUCAACCGUAAAGGAUAAUGUUUCUACAAAAGAUCAAAUUUUUCCGCACGAAACUGCCAAAGUUAUGGCCAAAAAGCGCUUUUCUCUCUGACCGCUCUCCACGUUUAGCUUGCUCUCUCGGCGGCAAAAGUCGUUCGGUAUCUCGGCGGCGCGCGCAAAGCGCGAGCUUAAACUUUCAGGAAUUGAUAUUUAGUCCAUUCCCGACAUGUGCGCAAAAUUUUAAGAAAAAAUAUGAGCGUCGCACUUGGAGUACUUCCCCUGUAAAUUGAAAAUUCUCAUAUAGGAAGCUUUCACACGUGAGUUGAAUACUGUUAAUAUUAGUCGUAGCUGGUUUUACAACAUUGGCCAUGAGAAUUCGAUAAAGUUUGCCCCAAAUCAAAUGUUGCACAGUCAAUGUGUAUAUUUUUUUGUCAAGAAAAAGGUUGAUUUUUUAGACAGAUCAAUUUAAUAUGUAUAAUGUCAGGGGCCGUAUGAAUUUAUCGUUACAUUGUUUUCAGAGGAAAUGUAUUAGUCCAGAAAACGAGACCAGAGUUGUGGAGAAGGUUGAUAAGACUGGCCGGAAAGUGGUGCACGAUAUUAUUCCUCCAAAGGAGUACUCUUUCUUCGAACGAUUGCCAUUACUCAAACCAUCAGUCAGUAGAAAAGUUGUGAAUAUUAUAGAAGGAACAGACUUUCUGGUGUUUGAUUGUGGCCAAAGUGGAGUCUAUUGGCAUCGAGGAUAUAAGCCUAUCACGCAGGAUAAGUAUCUGCAAGCAGGAGAAAAAAGAUUUUAUCUAACUUCUGAUGGGGAAUUGGUAAUUCGAGACGUUGAGCUGGGUGAUCAGGAUUUGUACAGGUAAGUCAAUACUUGUUGCUUCUAUAUUUUACAUGUCUUGUUGCAGUUGCUUCGAUUCUGAAGAGCGUCUGCUCCGUUCUUUCAAACUGAUUGUAAAACCUGGAGAUCGAACUACGGAGGUUGUCUCUUACAGCAGGAUGUUGAUCCGUUACUCUUCUACACUCCUUCUUCUUAUUUUGGUGAUGGGUCUUGUGGCCAUCCAACAUUAA
Messenger RNA from Bursaphelenchus xylophilus (pine wood nematode), 4270 nucleotides. The record is from the annotation of a GenBank genome assembly. NCBI's taxonomy places the organism in Eukaryota, Metazoa, Nematoda, Chromadorea, Rhabditida, Aphelenchoididae.